CCAGCCUCCACCGGGCUUCCCCACCCGUUCAAUUCUGCCUGCAGAGUCUCGUUUCACCCUCGGGAGGGGGCUCCACCUCCGGGGUCUCCUUUGCUUCCACCUUGGUGAGAAGGGGAUGCUAGGGAAGGCACCUGGAAAUCGGCCCGUGCCGUCAGCUUGCAGAAGGGAACAGGGUCAAAGGUGGAAGGCUGCAGGCUGGCAAGAGAUGAUGAGGGGGCUGGACCCAGGAUUGGGAAGAUGAGGAUAUAGCCCACCCUGACCAUGACCAAGAUGAACAUCCCCAGAUGGGAAGCUGCAGCAUUGAGAGAACGGCUGGCAGUAGGCAGCUGAUUUGUUUCAGGCGAAGCUCUGUCCAGCUGCGGGACACAGCAUGCAUCAACGCACUGGCGCCUCCUUGGAUCUUGGCUAAAAACCUGGAGGGGGCUCGAUUAACAGGGGAGAGAACCAUUUGCUGUUUUUCCUGGCUCUGAAGUGGAAAAUGUCUGUAGACAGUCAAAGCAUCGCGGCUACCGAGAACAAAGAGAAAACCCAUGAGGUUUCAGGUAAUGGGCAACCCUGUGGAGACUUGCUCUCUGGGCAGGAGGAGACAGUGCCCUUGGAAACCUCUCAGGAGUCAACACAUGUUAAGGCAGAGCCAUGCUGUGAAAGGGCAUCACCGGAGGACAGGACUCCAGGAACACCGGGCUCUAAGGACAAAGCCCCUUUCCUGCCUGGUGGAGUUCUUCCUUCACCCUGGAUUCCCAUACUGUCCCGAGGGGGACGGACCAGAGAGCGACAGGUGGCCGCGGCGCUCCUCACUGCCUGGUCCCAGCAAACCCUGAAUAGUACUGUUGUCAUGUUGUCUCAGAUGCCGGUGACCUUUGAGGAUGUGGCUCUGUACCUCUCCCGGGAGGAGUGGGGAAGACUGGACCACACACAGCAAAGUUUCUACAGAGAUGUACUACAGGGCAAAAAUGGGCUGGCUUUGGGGUUUCCCUUCAGCAGACCUUUCUGGGUCCCCCAAGUUGAGGGGAAGGGCCAGGCGUCAAGCUCCAGCAGGAUCACAGGAGCUGAGGAGAAGAGAGACCUUGGUUCAGGAGCUAUGGAAAUGGAGAAAAUGGUGCCAACCCUGGCGGUGGCCACCCUAGAGGACACAAAACCCAUAAGGACUAGGGCCAGGUGGGCCCCGGGGGAAGACCCGAAGUAUGGUCAACAAGUGGCUAGUGGUCCGGCUACAGAGUUGGCCAGAGACACCGGGGAAGCUAGUCAGCUAAAACCAGCCCCAUCUGAAGCACAUCCUCUCAAGACCCCAGAGUACAGAGGCCCAGAGAAACCCAGUGAGCGGGAGGAGGCCCUGAAAGGUGUCGAAGAGAGUCUGGUACCCGACAGCGACGCGGGCAAGAAGACAUACAAGUGCGAACAGUGCGGCAAGGGCUUCAGUUGGCACUCGCACCUGGUGACACACCGGCGCACGCACACGGGCGAGAAGCCUUAUACCUGCACGGACUGCGGCAAGCGCUUCGGCCGAAGCUCACACCUCAUCCAGCACCAGAUCAUCCACACGGGCGAGAAGCCCUAUACCUGCCCCUCGUGUUGGAAGAGCUUCAGCCACCACUCCACGCUGAUCCAGCACCAGCGCAUCCACACCGGUGAGAAGCCCUACGUGUGCGACCGCUGUGCCAAGCGCUUCACCCGCCGCUCGGACCUAGUCACACACCAGGGCACUCACACCGGCGCCAAGCCCCACAAGUGCCCCAUUUGCGGCAAGUGCUUCACCCAGAGCUCCGCCCUGGUCACGCACCAGCGCACCCACACUGGCGUCAAGCCCUACCCGUGCCCAGAGUGCGGCAAGUGCUUCAGCCAGCGUUCCAAUCUCAUCGCACAUAAUCGCACGCACACGGGCGAGAAGCCCUACCACUGCCUCGACUGUGGAAAGAGCUUCAGCCACAGCUCGCAUCUCACUGCUCACCAACGCACCCACCGUGGCGUGCGGCCCUACUCCUGCCCACUCUGCGGCAAGAGCUUCAGCCGCCGCUCCAACCUGCACCGGCACGAGAAGAUCCACACCACUGGACCCAAGGCUCUGGCCAUGCUCAUGCUGGGGGCAGCGGCGGCGGGAGCGCUUACAGCCCCUCCACCUGCUCCUACUUAAAAGCCUGAGAAAGAGCAGUGAGAAUACCCAGGGAAGCUGGGACAGCCCCGCCGAUGCCUAGGGUCCUAGUGAGUGGGAUGAUAUAGACUGGGAGGUGCUACUUCUGGCACCUGGUGGGCAUGGUAACGUGGGAGGAGCCAGGGCUAGAAGGGCGGGCACUCUAGCUGCAGAUUAAAGGCCUAGAUUUCAAGCUGUGCCCUGUGGCUAUGUCUGCCUGGUGCUUGAGCUGGUCCCUGAGUAUCGGGUAGCUCUUGGUUCCACCAGAGGUUAUCCUUGUUCAAGUAACCCUGAGUCACCACUGUUGGCCUAGGAAGCCGCUCUUCCCUCGCUUUGAAUUGGGUCACAGACUCUUUUGUCAGACGUCUGUUCCAGAACAUUAGGACCUU
Rattus rattus (black rat) is the source of this 2517-nucleotide messenger RNA. RefSeq names its product zinc finger protein 205 (gene Znf205). Gene Ontology annotation, molecular function: DNA-binding transcription activator activity, RNA polymerase II-specific; RNA polymerase II cis-regulatory region sequence-specific DNA binding. The transcript has 7 exons. Gene Ontology annotation, biological process: regulation of transcription by RNA polymerase II. The record is from RefSeq and is a predicted model, not a curated record. The coding region runs from base 479 to 2131 and encodes 550 amino acids. Gene Ontology annotation, cellular component: nucleus. Lineage: Eukaryota; Metazoa; Chordata; Mammalia; Rodentia; Muridae.